AUGACGACCGUGCUUCGUAUGCCCGCCUUCAACUCCGCACCCCAUGGACCUGCUUUUACUUCGGUCAAUGGUCCAUCGUCUGUGAGCCCUACAGAUGAACAGAAGCCCGACAUUGUUGCCGUCAAAUCAAACACCUGGAGCCCGCCUUCUCGAGCCGUAGACACGACCUAUCACUCACCAUCCAGCACUAGCCCUCCAACACUUGCCAGCGGGGACGGCUCUCCUGACGGUUCCAACAAAAGGAGGUGGUCUAUCUCGGAAAACGACCAUCUCGUCAAGGUGCACAGCCCAGACAGGCAACUACCACCACCCUACCCAUCUGCUGCCCGCGCCCCACUCACGAGCAUGGAAGCUCCUCAGCAGCGAAGUCUGCCCCCACUGGCUCGUCCGGACCCAGAAAGACGCUGGCAAACUGAGCCCCGGGAACUGCCUCACGCUGGCCACCAACACUUUGAGCACCGUGAACCACGACCCGCUGACCCUAUCCGCAACGGCAUACCGCCAGAUGCUCAUGGCCCCAUCGACAGUACAACCGAAAAUGACGUCGAUCACUCUACUGAAGUCACUCGGGCUGGCGUGCAUGUUGAACUAAAAAAGCGAAAGCGGCAAUUUGCCAACCGAACCAAAACUGGCUGUGGCACAUGCAGAAGACGUAAGAAGAAGUGCGAUGAAGCCAAACCUGAUUGUAACAACUGCACCCGAGGUGGCUUUGUCUGUGAGGGCUAUAACCCGAAAAUGCCGUGGAAUAAGAACGGGCAAGCCAACAAACCGCCUGCAAUCCAAGCCAAAGAGCGCUUGUCUACCUAUCCCACAUGCCCAUAUUGUAACAGAGCUCAUAUCCCACACUGCGCUGCUCGCGGCACAGAUGUUACCUACCCAGCCCCGGAGCCUCAUGCAGCCAACGAACAUGAACGUAAAUAUGUCAGCAAUAGCUGGUCCGAAUUACCGGCGCCACCACCGCCGGCCCGGUCUUACCAUGCAUCAGAAGCGCCGCCUCAGCCCGCACAGUACACUAGGCCUAGUCCAAACCAUCACGACAUGUCUCAACAACAAAUUCAAGCACAGCAUCAGCAUAAUCCCCGUGUUUACCAUCAUACGCCACAGAAUAUGGGACAUGUAGUCACUAGUGCUACAGCACCAGCUUCCAUUCACAUUUCCGCUCCUGCGCCAGCUCCUACCCUGGUCGCCAACCCUAUUGCACAGCAACCUCGUGUGGCACCGCAGCAUUCUCGCCCACCGCCACCACCACCACCUACAACAGCGCCUCCUGAACGUUCUCCAGUUCACUAUCCAAACCAAUCAUCCUUCUUGCACAAGACCGAGAAAGCGAAAAUGCUGGCCGGCGAACCCUUCCUACCUUUCGACAGAUCUCUGAUGGACGAACGCCACAAUUGCCUAGUGGCCCAGCAACACUUUAAUGCUACGAUUAAUGGAUUCAACCAGUUCACCAAGCACACACGCGAUAAUCUCUUCAGAUCAAUCGUGAGGGCGGGUUGGAUUGGAAAAGACGCGUCGAAUAUUGUCAGCCAUUUGGGCUCCAACGUCAAUGUCGUUGCGCCCUUUGCUUGCGAUUACGGCUACCAUCUGAAUAUUGGCGAUGAUGUGGUUAUUGGAUCGGACUGCCAUCUCCAUGACUCAGCGAGGAUCUGUAUCGGGAGGAAUACCAAGAUCGGAGUUCGCGUUACCAUUCAAACACUGAAGACCCCAACUGACAACAAGUCACUGAAGGGCAGUAAAGGCACUGAAGUUGCCCAGGAGGUACAUAUAGGGGAGAAUGUCUAUAUUGGCGACAACUGUGUGAUUGAGGCUGGGGUACGGAUCGGAGAAAACACCAUCGUGCGUCCAGGAUCAGUCGUUUCUCGCGAUCUACCGAGCAAUUGUGUCGCCCAGGGGAACCCAGCUAUCAUCCUGCCAAACUAA
Pyrenophora tritici-repentis Pt-1C-BFP is the source of this 1920-nucleotide messenger RNA. RefSeq lists its product as uncharacterized. Gene Ontology annotation, molecular function: DNA-binding transcription factor activity, RNA polymerase II-specific; zinc ion binding. Gene Ontology annotation, biological process: regulation of DNA-templated transcription. NCBI's taxonomy places the organism in Eukaryota, Fungi, Ascomycota, Dothideomycetes, Pleosporales, Pleosporaceae. The record is from RefSeq and is a predicted model, not a curated record.